This is a messenger RNA of Striga asiatica, 423 nucleotides long. The record is from the annotation of a GenBank genome assembly. NCBI's taxonomy places the organism in Eukaryota, Viridiplantae, Streptophyta, Magnoliopsida, Lamiales, Orobanchaceae.
AUGGCUUCUUGGUUUCUGCGAACAAGGGCGCUCAAGACGAUGGGAGUUCCGUUGCUGGUCGCGUGUGGUGGAGGACGGGAUCUCUUGAAGAAGUCGCAUGGUGGCUUCGACGUGAACGAGCAGCAUGGAGUUCUCUUCUCGGGCAGGCUCGAGUCACUGCGGGGACUUGCUGCUCGCCGUGGGCGGUUGCUGCUCGAGGUGAGGGAGAGAUCGAUUGAGAGAAAGAGACAGAAGAGGCUGCGGCGUUACUUUGCGAGAGAGAAAAGAUGGGUUAUCGAGAGAGAGAGAUCGAUGACUACUGGGCGAAGAGAUUUUUCUGCACAACGUGAGAGAAACGAAAGAGAAAGAGAUAGCGGCGCUUGUGUUGACGGGAAGGAGAAAAAAAAGAUUGAGCUGCUAAGGGUUUGCAAACGGGAGUCUUAA